Messenger RNA from Paramormyrops kingsleyae, 8121 nucleotides. Lineage: Eukaryota; Metazoa; Chordata; Actinopteri; Osteoglossiformes; Mormyridae. The record is from RefSeq and is a predicted model, not a curated record.
CACCGCUGCCGAGCGAAACGCCGAAUUGGGAGUUUCUCUGUUCUGCGUUUCACACAGCGGGCCGGACAGACGGCGUGAAUGCUGGCGUAGCAUGGAUACGCGGGACGGAGCUGUAGACUGCUGCUGACAGCGCAGGGGAGCUUGCUGGUGUGAAACACUGCAGUGGACUACCGAAGUGUCGCUCUAUAGUCAUUCUGCAGUAGGCUAUUUAUUUAUUUUAUUAUUAUUGUUAUGCGGAAAACGGAGAGAGGGGAUUCGUGUUACAAAAUGAUCGUUCAUCGGAUCUAAGGAGCGCCUUGUUAGCCGGGACGCGAGGGGUAGGAAUGAGGAGCCGGCUCACGUUUUAUGCUGGAAACUGUAUUUCUUUUGAAGUUUUAUCAUUCGUCGAGUGAGUUCAUGAAAGGUCUGGCUUGGAAAUGUCGCAUGCAACUCAGCCGGAGACGAGGAAGUUUACUCGGGGUCUGAGCAAGCCGGGGACAGCGGCCGAGCUAAGGCAAAGCGUCUCGGAGGUCGUCAGGACGUCCGUGCUCGUAGUGGAUUCAGGAAUAUCGACAGCCAGGGCGAUUCUCCACACGCCUAAGCAGGUGAAGCCGAGGGUCAUCGAGCCGCUGGACUACGAGAAUGUGGUGCUCCAGAGGAAGACACAGAUCCUGAGCGACGUCCUGAGGGAUAUGCUGCAGUUCCCCCUGGAGGACUUCCAGAUAUCGACGAUCAAACGUCAGGGGAGGACACUUCGCCCCUCAGUGCCAGAAAACGCAAAGAGAGACGCCCAGAGCCCGUUUGUCCAGGAGUGUAUCAAGACUUACACCUCAGACUGGCACACUGUCAGCUACAAGUAUGAGGAUUAUUCCGGAGACUUCCGCCAGCUUCCGAACAAGGUGCCCAGGGCAGAGAAGCUGCCAGUCCACGUGUUUGAAGUAGAUGAGGAUGCUGACAAAGAUGAGGAUACGGCGUCUCUGGGCUCGCAGAAGGGCGGCGUCACCAAACAAGGCUGGCUGUACAAAGGCAACAUGAACAGUGCCAUGAGUGUGACCAUGCGGUCUUUCAAGAGGAGGUAUUUCCACCUGACACAGCUGGGCGACGGCUCCUACAACCUGAACUUCUACAAGGAUGACAAGAUCUCCAAGGAGCCCAAAGGAACCAUAUUCCUGGACUCUUGCAUGGGUGUCGUCCAGAAUAGCAAGGUGCGUCGUUUUGCCUUCGAGCUGAAGAUGCAGGACAAAAGCACGUACCUGCUGGCCGCUGACAGCGAGCUGGAGAUGGAGGACUGGAUCAGCACCCUCAACAGGAUCCUGCACAGCAGCUUCGAGAUCGCCAUGCAGGAGAAGCGCAAUGGGGACAUGCAUGACGACGAAGAUCUGGGGAAAGCAGAGAGCACCUGUGCAGGUCUGGACAGCUAUCAGACAGCCAGAGACAUUGAAAUUAGAAUGAGAAAUGAGACCAGACUCAAGCUGUUUACUCUGGACCCAGACACGCAGAAACUAGACUUCUCAGGAAUUGAGCCCGAUGUGAAGCAGUUUGAGGAGAAAUUUGGGAAACGUGUCCUGGUGAACUGCAACGACCUUUCCUUCAACCUGCAAAGCUGCGUGGCGGAAAACGAGGAGGGUCCCACUACCAAUGUGGAGCCCUUUUUCGUCACCCUGUCGCUCUUCGACAUCCAUAGCAGCCGGAAGAUCUCAGCUGAUUUCCACGUGGACAUGAACCACCCAUCGGUCCGGCAGAUGAUUCCCAGCAAUGGUGGGCAGCAGAUGAACGGGGGUGGGGAUAUCUUGCCAGGCCAGCAGGGGGCCCUUGAUGAGCCACAUGAGGGAGGGCUGAAUUUCCCCAGACAGGGUGUUUUUUCCGUGACUUGCCCUCACCCGGACAUCUUCCUGGUGGCCCACAUCGAGAAGGUCCUGCAGGGCGGAAUCACGCACUGUGCUGAGCCGUAUAUGAGGAGCACAGACUCCGCCAAGGCAGCACAGAAGGUCUUGAAAAAUGCCAAACUAGCCUGCAGCAGACUGGGCCAGUACAGGAUGCCUUUCGCAUGGGCUGCCAGGCCUGUUUUCAAAGAUGCUUCCGGCACUUUGGACAAAACGGCCCGUUUUUCCGCCAUCUACAGACAAGACAGCAACAAGCUAUCGAACGAGGACAUGUUCAAACUGCUGGCUGAUUUCAGAAAGCCAGAAAAAAUGGCCAAAUUUCCGGUAAUCCUGGGAAACCUAGAUGUUACCAUCGACAACGUCGCCCCUGACUUGACAAACUGCGUGACCUCCUCCUAUAUCCCAGUGAGGCAGUUUGGGGGCAGUGAGACUGGCCCUCUCUUUGAAGUGGAAGAGUUUGUUCCAUGUAUAGCCAAAUGCUCCCAGCCAUUUACCAUCUAUAAGAACCACCUCUACAUUUACCCCAGGCAUCUGAAGUAUGAUGGGCAAAAGUCAUUCACAAAGGCGAGGAACAUCGCGGUCUGCAUCGAGUUCAAGGACUCUGACGAGGAGGAGGCCCAGCCAUUGAAGUGCAUCUAUGGGCGUCCAGGGGGGCCACUGUUUACCAAGCAUGCAUUUGCUGCAGUGCUGCACCAUCAUCAAAACCCAGAGUUUUACGACGAGAUUAAAAUGGAGCUGCCCACCCAGCUCACUGAGAAGCACCAUUUGCUCUUCACGUUCUUCCAUGUCAGCUGUGACAGCAACAGCAAGGCCAGCACCAAGAAGAAGGACCCAGUGGAGACACAAGUUGGCUGUGCUUGGCUGCCCUUGCUGAAGGACGGCAGAGUGAUCAUGAGCGAGCAGCAGGUCCCCGUGGCUGCAAGCCUGCCUGCCGGGUACCUGGGCUGUCAGGAGAGCAGUAGUAAGCACUCUGGGCCUGAGAUUAAAUGGGUUGACGGAGGAAAGCCAUUGUUUAAAGUGUCCACUCACCUCGUAUCGACCAUCUACACUCAGGAUCAGCAUUUGCACAACUUCUUCCACCACUGUCAGAGCAGCAGGUCUGCCAGCCCAGCAUCCGGCGGGGAGCUGGUCAAGUUCCUGAAGAGUCUGCAUGCAAUGGAGGGACACGUCAUGGUCCAGUUCCUGCCCACCAUCCUGAACCAGCUAUUCCGCGUGCUGACCAGCGCCUCCCAUGAGGACGUGGCGGUCAACGUCACCAAGGUCAUGAUCCACGUCGUCUCCCAAUGCCACGAAGAAGGCCUGGAGCACUACCUGCGGUCUUAUGUGAAGUAUGUGUUCAAAACGGAGCCCUACACAGAUACCACUCUGAGGACCAUCCAUGAGGAGCUGGCCAAAGCCAUGACAGUCAUCCUCAAACCAUCUACCGACUUCCUCACGAGCAACAAACUGCUAAAGUACUCCUGGUAUUUCUUUGACGCCUUGAUCAAAUCCAUGGCCCAGUUCUUGAUUGAAAGUGGUAAAGUCAAACUUCCCAGAAACCAGCGCUUUUCUGUGUCCUUCCACCACACCCUGGAGACCAUGGUCAACUUGCUGACUCCACACAUCACCCAGAAGUACAAGGACAACCUGGAUGCUGCCCGGAGUGCUAACCACAGCCUGGCCGUGUUCGUCAAGCGCUGUUUCACCUUUAUGGACAGAGGCUUUGUCUUCAAGCAGAUCAACACCUAUAUAAACUGCUUCAUGCCCGGAGAUGCCAAGACGCUGUUCGAGUUCAAGUUUGACUUCUUGCGCGUGAUAUGUAACCAUGAGCACUACGUCCCACUGAACCUGCCCAUGCCGUUUGGAAAGGGAAGAAUUCAGAGGUUUCAAGCUGUUUCUUUCUCCACAGAGUCAUGUGGCACAGACCUGCAGCUGGAUUACUCGCUGACAGACGACUUCUGCAGGAACCACUUCCUUGUGGGGCUGUUGCUGCGUGAAGUGGCCGGGGCCCUGCAGGAGUACCGGGAGAUCCGGCAGGUCGCCAUCCAGGUGCUCAAGAACCUGAUGAUCAAGCACACUUUCGAUGACAGAUACGCAUCCAAGAGCCAGCAGGCCAGGCUGUCCACACUCUACUUGCCCCUCUUUGGACUGCUUUUGGAGAAUGUACACAGACUCAAUGUGAAAGAGAAUGGGAGAGAUGAUUCCCUACUGAGCAGCUCAAUGGCAACUCCACAAAAGACAGGGGUUAGCUUGGACAACAGCCUACACAAGGAUGUGUUUGGUGUUAUCUCAGGGACAGCCUCCCCACAUGCCUCAUCCACACCGAACAUCAACGCAGUGCGGCACGCUGAUUCCCGAGGCUCCCUCGUCAGCACUGACUCUGGAAACAGCCUUCCGGAGAAAUCUAACGACAAGACUAACUCUUUGGAGAAGAACCAGCCGGCCUCCACUCUUGGGAGCUCUCUGCUACGCUGUGACAAACUGGACCAGGCCGAAAUCAGAAGCCUGCUCAUGUGCUUCCUGCACGUGCUGAAGAGCAUGUCAGAGGAUGCCCUCUUUACGUAUUGGAACAAGGCCAGUCCUGGAGAGCUGAUGGACUUCUUCACUUUAGUUGAAGUGUGUCUUCAUCAAUUCAGAUACAUGGGGAAACGCUACAUUGCCAGGAAUCAGGAAGCUGUGGGUCUCGUGGCCCACGAACGCAAGUCUCAGACUCUGCCUGUAUCCCGCAACAGGGCAGGGAUGAUGCAUGCACGCCUUCACCAGCUCAGCAGCCUGGACAACUCCUACACUUUCAACCACUCCUACUGCCACUCUGACGCAGACCUUCUGAACCAGUCGCUGCUGGAGGCCAACAUCGCCACCGAAGUGUGUCUGACGGUGCUCGACACGCUGAGCAUCUUCAUCAUGGGCUUCAAGACACAGCUAUGCUCCGACCAUGGGCACAACCCCCUGAUGAAAAAAGUGUUUGAGGUGCACUUGUGCUUCCUGCAGAUCAACCAGUCAGAGUUGGCCCUCAAGCAGGUCUUCACCUCCCUUCGCACCUUCAUCUACAAGUUUCCCAGCACCUUCUUCGAGGGCCGUGCCGACAUGUGCGCCUCCUUGUGCUAUGAAAUCCUCAAGUGCUGCAACUCCAAGCUGAGCUCCAUCCGCAGUGAGGCUGCCCAUCUUGUCUACUUCCUGAUGAAGAGCAACUUUGAAUACACAGGCCGCAAGUCCUUCGUCCGCACACACCUGCAGGUGGUGAUCGCGGUGAGUCAGCUGAUCGCCGAUGUCAUCGGGAUUGGAGGAAUUCGGUUCCAGCAGUCUCUGUCCAUCAUCAACAACUGUGCCAAUAGUGACAAGAUUGUGAAGAACACAGCCUUCCCGUCCGAGGUGAAGGACCUGACUAAAAAGAUCCGUACGGUGCUGAUGGCCACGGCGCAGAUGAAGGAACACGAACACGACCCAGAGAUGCUGGUGGACCUGCAGUACAGCCUGGCCAAGUCCUACGCCAGCACACCCGAGCUGCGCAAGACCUGGCUGGACAGCAUGGCCCGCAUCCAUGUGAAGAACGGCGACCUGUCCGAGGCGGCGAUGUGCUACGUCCACGUGGCGGCACUAGUGGCUGAAUACCUACGGAGAAAAGGUAUGUUCAGACAGGGCUGUUCUGCGUUCCGGGUGCUCACGCCCAACAUUGACGAGGAGGUGUCCAUGAUGGAGGACGUGGGCAUGCAGGACGUCCACUUCAAUGAGGAUGUACUGAUGGAGCUGCUGGAGGAGUGUGCAGACGGGCUGUGGAAGGCAGAGCGCUAUGAGCUCAUCGCUGACAUCUACAAGCUCAUCAUCCCCACCUACGAGAAGCGCCGGGACUUUGAGAAACUAGCUCACCUGUACGACACGCUACAUCGCGCCUACAGCAAAGUGACGGAGGUCAUGCACACGGGCAAGAGGCUCCUGGGAACCUUCUUCAGAGUGGCGUUCUUUGGCCAGGCAGCGCAGUACCAGUUUACAGACUCUGACAGGGACGCGGAGGGUUUCUUUGAGGAUGAGGAUGGCAAAGAGUACAUCUACAAGGAGCCCAAGCUCACCCCUCUCUCCGAGAUCUCCCAAAGACUCCUCAAGCUCUACUCGGACAAAUUCGGCCCAGAGAACGUCAAGAUGAUCCAGGACUCCGGCAGGAUUAACCCAAAAGACCUGGAUUCGAAGUACGCAUACAUCCAGGUCACUCACGUGACCCCCUUCCUGGAGGAGAAGGAGCUGGCUGACAGGCUGACAGACUUUGAGAGGAGCCACAACAUUCGGCGCUUCGUCUUCGAGACACCUUUCACCGUCUCUGGCAAGAAGCAGGGCCUGGUGGAAGAGCAGUGCAAGCGGCGGACCAUCCUGACCACCACUCACUGCUUCCCCUACGUGAAGAAGCGCAUCGCAGUGAUGUACCAGCACCAAACGGACCUGAGCCCCAUCGAGGUGGCUAUCGAUGAGAUGAGCAGGAAGGUGGAGGAGCUCCGGCAACUCUGCUCAGCUAGUGAGGUGGACAUGAUCCGGCUGCAGCUCAAGCUGCAGGGCAGCAUCAGCGUGCAGGUGAAUGCUGGUCCGCUAGCCUAUGCUAGAGCGUUCUUAGAUGACAUCAGUAGCAAGAAGUACCCUGACAACAAAGUCAAGCAGCUGAAAGAGGUCUUUAGGCAAUUUGUGGACGCCUGUGGCCAAGGCCUCACCAUAAACGAGCGCCUGAUCAAGGAGGACCAGCAGGAGUACCACGACGAGAUGAAAGCCAACUACCGUGACCUUGCCAGAGAGCUGUCCAAUAUCAUGCACGAGCCGAUCAGCACGGUGGAGGACAGCGUGAAGACUGUCCUGGCCGACUCCCUGCACAUCUUCAACGCCAUCAGCGGCACGCCCAGUGGCACCACCAUCCAGGGAAUCCCCAGCUCCUCGUCUGUGGUGUGACGCGGGCCCUGCUGUCCUGACCCAAGGGAGAGCAAACCUCUGUACCCUCCCAAAGAGAAGCGGACACCCCUGGAUGCCCCCUUAAGCCUCUCUGCUACCCUCUCCAAGUCCUCCAGCUCCUCCCCACAUUUCUCACUCCCAUGGUCAGCUUUGCCUCGCCAGCAAAUGGCUGUCGGUGGCUGUCGGAAAAGCAGGGUGAUGUUCAUUGACCAAACUUGGAUGACUUCUCCAUAUCACACAUCGUCCCUGUAGCUCAGAGCUUUGACUCUCUCCUGUGUCUCUCCCUGGGGAUAAAUGCCUUCAGAGGUCCCUGAGGAGAAGUGGACAAAAAGAACACAAUGUGGAGAAAUCGGAAGAAGUCUGAAGAGCAGACAGUCGGUGUUGGUGAUCUCAGCCUUCAUCCUGGACUGAACCCAAACAGGAUCAUUCCGUCAUGUUUCCUGUGGAGACAUACUCUUAGUCACAAGAACACUAAAUGCAUGUAACUCACUUUCCCAGGUUUGUAUGUCCUUUUUUGUUGCAUUUGUAUUAUUCACAGGUUUUAAAACUUUUAUCAGUUCUUUUUGUAUAUAUAUAGCGUUUCCAAUGUAUCGUUAAUGAAGUCCGAGAGUUUUCUUUUUUUGAGGUGUGUGAAAAGGGCAGUAUUUGUGAUUGUUUUUGUCACUGUACACACAGACAAAUUGUACUCCUUGGGAAAUGUCCCCUCUGAAAGCAAAUGUUCCAGCAGCACUUUUGCUCGCAGUUCCCAUCACCGUGCCGACUGUCUUUUGUUAAGGUGAACGCUGGAGGACACGUUGUAAAGGUGUUACGCUGGGCUACCCUCCUAUCCAAAUGCAGUGCAAUAUUUGUCUUCUUCAGUUCAUACACUGUAAAAAUGAGGUUUGUCCCGCUUGCCAAAGCAACAGGAUGUGGAACCAGUAACAUACUGUGGACGACCGGUUGUCAGAUAAAGCUUUAACCAUUCUGUUGUUUAAUUGUUAAUAAAAGUCAUUUUAUAUCUUGGGAGUUUUAGGGGGUUUUUAUUUUUAUUUAAGAGUCAAAGUUCUGCUGUAUUUAAGAAAGGCAAUUUUCCCUAAUUACACACUUUUAAUUAAAAUUCACUAAUUUCUCUGCAAAUAUAUGUUGUGUACUGUUUGCUUUUUGGUUAUAAUAUUUGAAGAAAAAUAUGUUUAUCCAAAAUAUGCAUGUUUUAGUAUAGUAUUCACAUCACCAUCAUUAUGGAGAACAUUGCUUUUUAGAUAUUAGCAUCUAUUUUUUGUAAAAAAGCAAUGGAUGUAGUAUUUGAGUUUUUAUAAAGGAAAUUGUAUUUAUAUUUGCUUUUGCUUCACCAAUUAAAAAAGAAUGACAUCCCUGA